Messenger RNA from Xyrauchen texanus (razorback sucker), 3402 nucleotides. Its product is annotated as E3 ubiquitin-protein ligase NRDP1-like. Gene Ontology annotation, molecular function: ubiquitin protein ligase activity; zinc ion binding. The record is from RefSeq and is a predicted model, not a curated record. The coding region runs from base 275 to 1231 and encodes 318 amino acids. NCBI's taxonomy places the organism in Eukaryota, Metazoa, Chordata, Actinopteri, Cypriniformes, Catostomidae. The transcript is spliced from 7 exons. Gene Ontology annotation, cellular component: endoplasmic reticulum tubular network. Gene Ontology annotation, biological process: protein ubiquitination.
CGCUGAAGCAUCUCAGACGCACAGGCAGACUCCAUCCGCUCAGGAAGACAAAUCAGUCAGUUCUCAGAUCAUUGCAGUUUAUCACUUUCUAGUGUUAUCCAGGUUAUCGAAUCAAACGUUGGAUGAAUACAGCUUUCCACCGGACACAGGGGAUGGUUCAUUUAGCUUUGUAAGGAAAAUCAUCUUGUCAACCUGACACAUGAGGAUGACCCCUUGUAGAGGAAUCAUGAGGGUGGCGCUUUAGUGAGAUAUUAUAGGGUUCUGGUAAUGUGCCAUGGGGUACGACGUCACCAGGUUCCAAGGAGAGGUGGACGAGGAUCUGUUGUGCCCUAUCUGCAGCGGGGUGUUGGAGGAGCCAGUGCAGGCCCCGCACUGUGAGCAUGCCUUCUGCAAUGCCUGCAUCACACAGUGGUUUGCACAGCAGCAGAUCUGCCCUGUGGACCGCACUGUGGUGACUCUUGCCCAUCUGCGACCCGUUCCCCGCAUCAUGCGUAACAUGCUUUCCAAGCUACAGAUCUCCUGUGAUAAUGCCGGCUUUGGCUGCACCGCCACCCUGCGUCUUGACCAGCUACAGUCGCACCUCAAGGACUGUGAGCACAACCCCAAACGACCAGUCACGUGUGAGGAAGGCUGCGGGCUAGAAAUGCCCAAGGAUGAGAUGCCCAACCACAACUGUAUCAAACACCUACGCAGUGUAGUGCAACAACAGCAGACCAAGAUUGCAGAUCUGGAGAAGACUGCUGUUGAGCACAAGCACCAACUUGCAGAGCAGAAACGUGAUAUUCAGCUCCUGAAAGCUUACAUGCGAGCAAUUCGCAGUGCUAACCCUAACCUACAAAACCUGGAGGAGAGCAUAGAAUACAAUGAAAUUCUGGAGUGGGUUAACUCUCUCCAACCUGCUCGUGUGACCCGUUGGGGAGGAAUGAUCUCCACACCUGAUGCUGUCCUCCAGGCCGUCAUCAAACGCUCACUCACUGACAGUGGAUGUCCAUUGUCGAUUGUUAAUGACCUAAUUGAGAAUGCCCACGAGCGCAAUUGGCCCCAAGGCUUGGCCACACUGGAGACACGGCAGAUGAACCGGCGAUAUUAUGAAAACUAUGUGGCCAAACGCAUUCCAGGAAAGCAGGCGGUGGUUGUAAUGGCCUGCGAGAACCAACACAUGGGUGAAGAUAUGAUUCUGGAGCCAGGCUUGGUUAUGAUCUUCGCUCAUGGGGUUGAGGAAAUCAUAUAGGCUGCAUUUAGAAGGGUAAUAGGGUGUCAGUUUUAAAAGGGGUUUACAGAGACUGAAUUGAUUUUCCCCUAUAAAAAAAAAUACAUUCAUCACACUGAAUUUCAAUAUCAGAACCUCAGUCAAUGGCAGUCUUUACCUCAAAUUUUAAGGAUGGACACAGGCAGAGAGAUGACCUCUAUGAAGUCUCCGCUCUCUUGAAAGAUCUGACGAAGAGUACCUCCAGCAUUCCCUUUCUCUUUGCCUUAAAAGGACUUUUUCAAUAAAUGGAACCUAAACAACCCAACUUGAAACAUUAUCAGGGAUGUUGGUACACAUAUGUUUUAGCAUUAAUAUGGACUGAAGGAUUUGAAGUGAUGUCUUAUCUAAUUUCCCCUUUAACAUUUAUUCCCCUCUGUCAGUGAAUUACGAGUAAAGACAUGUCCCUAAUGGUGUUCAGCAAUGUAAAAGAUCACUUAAGAUUCUUGUAAAUACAGAUGAUAAAGAAAUAGACAAAUAUAUUCUAUCUGUUCUUGUUAUUGUAGAGUAGUAGACAUUUUUGCUGUCUUCAUCUCAGUUUGCAAUUUAGAGUAGUGUGUUUAAGCUACCAUGGAUCUCAAUGUUUUUUAUCGUUUCUUCUUUUUUUAAAGAGAGCUAUGAUUAAAGUAUGCUAGAUAAAGAUCUCUCUGCUCAGUGUCUGCGCUGAGUGGCGAUUAAGAAAACAUGAUGUCGGCCCUAAUAUAGUUAUAGUGAAGAGGUUUGUUCUUUAGAGGCAAUACAAAGAGUAAAGGAGAAGAGACACAUGGUGGAAAUCAGUGAUCAAUUUGAUACCUUUUUCAAUUACUGUGUGUAUUAUUUGAUUUGAUUUUUCACCAGAAUUGCCUGAAUACUAAAUCAGUUUUUGCAAAUAAGGCACCACCUUUCCAUUCAACACUCUGGUGUUUUUUUUUUUACAAGAUCAUACAAAUUUGAAUUUCUACUGUGAUCACUUGGUAUAUCUCAGCUUGUGUAAGACAGGAGAGAACAAUAAAAUGUAUUUGAGUUGAUUGUCAUAUGGUCUCCAACCCAUAAAUUGGAUGAAAAUGUUAUGAAUAGAUUAUGAAGUAUAGAAAUGUUCAUGAAUGUUCAAAAUUUCCAAUGACCAACCUAGAGCUAAUGUAAAAAACACUUGAUGUCUAUAGCUUGAUGUCCUGCAACUUAUCUGGACCUGUUUACUGUGGUUCACAUCUGAACUGUUUUCUAAUCCAUCAGUUUGCCACUACACCUCUUGACUUUAAAGAAUAAACGAGUUGUAUUUUUGUUUAUAUUGUACAAUUGACUGGAUAAGUGAUUUGAGAAUUUAGCGUAUUUUUUGUCAGAGUACCUUUGUUGUACAAAGUUGAUUUAAGUGUUGGGUGAGUUUAAUUGAUGUUGUAUGACAGUUGUCUCUGCAACCAAAGUGUUUUGUUGUGUUGUAUGCACAUUGUGCUAUCGUUCUUGCUUCUUUUUCUUUUUACUUUUUUUUUUGCUGUGCGAACAUACCGAAAAUAUAAAUUCAGUGAUUCUGAAAUGUUUCAUUUGAGUAAUUGUAUGUCGUCUGCUCCAGUGUUACAUAUACCCAAAUGCUCAGUGCAUUGUUUACAAUAGCUUUUUGCAAAUGUUGUUUAAUAUGGGCAGAAAACUAUUAAGGACCCAGAAUGUUUGUAUUCUGCAAUAUUCAACCAGGCCUAUGUAAAUUAAGGGGAGAAAUGUCUGUGAACUUUGCCUUAUAACACUUAAUUUUACAUUUUGGUGCAUGAUUGCUUUAUUAUCUCACAAGGCAUCUCUGUGCGUCAUCUUACAAUUACACUCACAAGUAGAAGCAAUUAGACAUAAUCCAAUGGAAAAAUUACUCCAUAUCAGUCUGCUCACCUUUCACAUAUUAACUUCUGUUGGACAUUGUUCACUGAUGUUACCUGAAUUCAAAGCUAUUUACUACAUAUAAAAUAGAGAUUCACACCUAUUUGCGUUCAGCUGACGCAUCAUCUCUUAUUGGACACGCAAGACUUCUAGAUGCUCAGGAUUUUAUCAUCUGAUGUCAGGGACAUUCAAAGAGCUCAUUUUUCUUGCUGCGGCAUUGUCCAUGGAUGUGGCAUUCUUCUGUUUGUUUGUUUUUUGUCUUUAUCCUUGCUUUUGUGCUGUGGGUUACUGACAGAAUAUGAAUACAUAUUAUUGAU